AUGAGCCAAGCAACCCAAGGCAGCAACGGAACUACACGUUCCAGCCGAGCCAACAAGACGGACCAAAAGCGCCGUUCUUGGUCCAAUCACGAAGAACAGGUGUUGAUCGCAUCGUUGAAAGAGCUCGUUGCACAAGGCUGGAAAUCCGACAACGGAUUUCGUGGUGGCUAUUUGAAUAAGUUAGAGGAGGCUAUGAGAAAGGAGUUCCCGACCACUGACUUGAAAGGAAUGCCUCAUAUUAACUCCAAGGUGACAACGUGGAAGAAGACCUACUAUUCACUAUGGAACAUUCUCAAAGUUAGCGGAGUUGGCUUCAAUGUUAACGGGAAACACAUGAUCGACUGCGAUGACGAGCAAUGGCAAAACUUUGUGGCUGCUGAUAAGAACGUUACCAAUUUCCGUUAUAAAAGUUGGCCUUACCUCGAGGAUUGGAAGCUUAUCUUCGGCAAAGAUAGAGCUACGGGCGACGAAGCGGAGGAUCUAAUGGAGGCGGCACAUGAUAUGUACCGAAAGCUAGACCAACUCGAUGAAAAUGGUGACUAUCAUGUCUCUCUUGAGGACAUAUUUGAGAAUGAGAUAUUGGGAGACAAUGUAAGCCAAACACGCAUUCCAGAAGAGAGCGUACCAGUUGAGAAGGAGGCUCCAACCUCAAGCAAGAAACGGCGCCGUAGUAUAGGUUUUGACGACAGGUUCUUCGAAGCUUUACAUGAGGUUGGUCGGGGCACGGAAUCAAGACUUGAAACAAUAUCAAGUCGGAUGGGCUACGAUUUUGAUAUAUCAAAGGCGCGCAAGGAAGUUUUUGCUAAGUUGAGUGGUAUACCCGGGCUAUCACAAACCGAGAAGUUUGAGAUAUGUAACAUGCUUGCUAAGGAAGUGGAGCUACUUGACGUCUUUUCUAGUCUUCCCGAAGAAGCGAAGGAAGACUAUGUGUUGUUCCUUCUUGCUUCGAAGCACAAUUGA
Salvia miltiorrhiza (redroot sage) is the source of this 960-nucleotide messenger RNA. RefSeq lists its product as uncharacterized. The coding region runs from base 1 to 960 and encodes 319 amino acids. Lineage: Eukaryota; Viridiplantae; Streptophyta; Magnoliopsida; Lamiales; Lamiaceae. The transcript has 3 exons. The record is from RefSeq and is a predicted model, not a curated record.